Molecule: messenger RNA, 2563 nt
Organism: Myxozyma melibiosi
Lineage: Eukaryota; Fungi; Ascomycota; Lipomycetes; Lipomycetales; Lipomycetaceae
Product: RNA polymerase I-specific transcription-initiation factor-domain-containing protein
Exons: 3
Coding region: 85-2322 (745 amino acids)
Biological process (GO): nucleolar large rRNA transcription by RNA polymerase I
Cellular component (GO): RNA polymerase I core factor complex
Molecular function (GO): RNA polymerase I general transcription initiation factor binding; RNA polymerase I transcription regulatory region sequence-specific DNA binding
Source: RefSeq, a predicted model, not a curated record
CAUAAGCAGCAAGAAGAAGAAUAAGAGGAAGUAAGCCUUUGUGUACAGAAGAGGCCCGAAGGAUAGCUGACGGAUGCCUUGAGAAUGUGGCCGUCGGAUGGCGAUUACGGAGUCCGUCUGGAGUACGGUCAUCCAGGCGGCGCGCUGUAUGCUCCCGGGCUGUCUUUGGAAGGGUCCUGGAUUUAUCCGCGGUUGCAUAGCAAUAGUCUGAGAUGGAAAGCGACGAAUCAUUUGAAAAUGUACAGCGGCGCGACGCGACUUGAGAUCAACGAUUCCGCACGGCUUCCGCUGGACUACUCCCGGCGACAACUGAGCAAAUUAGUACCAGACUCGUUCAUCCCCAGCGAAGUGGUGAGCGACGCGCUAAGAGAAGUGAAAGCGCUCAACCGAAAGACGCCGUCGUUUGUCGAUCCGCUGCAAGGCAAUUUACUCGAUUUCGGAUAUUUACGAGACCACACCAACGAUCGACGGAGAAAGUGCUGCGCGUUUGCGGGUGGGGUGAAUACCACGAUCCUCCAUGUUGCGACCGUGGUGGACGGAGAGUAUGAGCUGGAUGCGUUUCGAGGGUCGUAUCUCGAACUGCCGGUGUUGGGUGCGCAUCAUGCGCAGCUGGAUAUCAAGGAGCCUAUCCUGGGGCUCAAAUUUGCCGGGUAUGAGACGUCGGAUAGUGUGAGAGCGGUGCUAUCGGUUCGGACGCAGUCGGGAGUGUCGUUCUAUCGACCGGGGAUGGUGCGCUCUGAGAUGUCGAGAAACCAGCUGAUGACGAUCGAUUUGAUGUCGACGAUCACUGCGCCCCAGUUCAGUACGUUUUCAGAUAUCUCGUUUAAUCCGUGGUACUGGCGACAGUUUGCGGUGGUGGAUAAUUAUGGAAAGAUACAUUUGCGAGAGAUGAAUUACACAAAUACAGGUGUCCCGAAACCGCAUUUUCAGCAGUUGGGAGGGCAGGAGCAGGUAGAAGCGCCUGAGCGUCAUCGAGUUCUUUGGGGUGCGAACUUGAAUAACCUGAUUAUGUCAAAUAGUCGCAAUGUGCUCUCGUUUGAUCUUCGGGCGCCGGCAGGGAAUGCUCCACUGCGGUAUGCCCCGCGAAAGUCGUCGAGAAUUAUUGAUGUGCAUAACGUGGGAGAGAAGAGGAAUGAGAUGCUCGUGGUUACUACUGACGAUUUGAUUUGGAUGGAUCUCCGAAUGUUUCCGAAGGAGUCUCUGGCAUGGAAGCACUACCGGGACCAUGAUCCCGAAUUAAAGUGUUCAAGCUUUGUGUCCAACGAUGACACUUAUGCUCUGUUAUAUUCGACAGCUGAACCACUUGUUACCUGCUACCAGUUUGGGAUGCGCGACAAACUUCCUUUCUCAUGCGAAGAUCCGUAUAUAUUUUCGGCAAACAUCGGACCUCGCGUGCUAGAUCUUGUGCCUCUACCGGCUAAGUUAUCAGAAAUGUCGGAGCCGAACGAUCAUCUGAGUCAGUGCAGCUUUAUGACGAUGUAUCAGUUUUCGAUGGAUUACAGUCUUACGCAACGACUUUAUUGUUCUGAUAAUACAGGGGCUCUGCAGUCUCUGGCGUUGGAUGUAUGGGCUGAUGCCGAUGGUAUAUUUAAUGAUGCAGCAGCGCUGACUGAUUUCAACGACCCCGAACCAAUUAUUGCUCCUCGCACCGUGAAUCUGCAUCCGCUAUAUGAGAAAGUAUUCCCAGAAGAAGACAAGACCCUCGUCACGCUGUCAGCGGAGCAAGUGACGAGGGACGUCUGCGGACGCAUAUGGCGUCUCUUCACCGAAAACACAAAUCAGACUUUAGCCGAGCCAGCGAGUCUAUUCGAGCUGGUCGAUUACACCGGUGUCGCGGACGAUUUAUCCGUGUUUGCUGCUGGAUUGCGUGAACUUGCUGAGGCGCUGGAGCGAGAAGGAUACGGCGUGUAUGACUGUGGCUUGCAGAACUCGGCGUAUAGUGCUUUGAACGGGUUAGAUGCGCAGGCGAAUUACGAGCGGCUUCUUGCGAUCUGGGUACGUUCACUUCCGACGGCUUCGCGGACGGUCUUUCGCGAAGACGAGAACGGGGAUACGGUCGAAGACGGCAUGGUCCGUCCUGUUCCGGCUAAGGUGCGUUUGCGAAGAGAACGGAUUGCGCGAAGGAUAGCGGGGAAUAUAGCGAUGGAGUCUGUGGUGGUUGCGCCAACGACCAGGGCGAAGGAUGUGAGUGCGGACGAGAAUAGUGCGGAGUUUGCGCUGCGGGAGUUGGCGCAGUUUGUCAAGUUUAGGAGUAAAGCGGAUGCGAAGAGUAAUGCACAUAGGUUGGCGGCGGGGUGGAUUGUCGGAGAUCAGGAGGGUUGAUGAGGGUGUGUUGAUGUGUAAUGUACGAUGUAUGGUGGGCAAUGUAAGAUAGAUAGAUCACAAGUAAUUUAACUUGAGCAACCGUGGAAUUUGGCUGAGAAAAGAUUGCCAGGCUAUCGCUCAGGAUGCGAAGUAGCUUCAUCCUUGAGCCCGGAGAUCAUUUUCUACAGAAAGUCAGUAAGCACACCCUUCUCCUCCACAACCAGAACACAACAUACAGCCAACGCCUCAGGACUCAUUC